UUUUAACCCUAUAUUAAUCCCAACAAAGAAAUAACAAAUUAAAACACAAACAACACCAAAAGCUUUGCCAUUGCAUUGCAUUGCAUUGCAUGCUCUUCAAUUUCAUCAUCAAUGGCAGACCAUCAGAAGAUCCAUCCAGUCCACCAUGACGCCGAAGCACCGCCACCACCACCCACGGCUCCUCUCGUGCCGCCAGGCACUUCGAAAUCCGAUAACGGCGAUCCAGCGGUCGAGCAAUACCGACCGUUCCGCCGCACUAUUCCGGUGGUCCACUCAAAACCACCAAAGCGGCGGAGCUGCUGUUGCAAGUGCUUCUGCUGGACCACCCUCCUCCUCUUCCUCAUCAUCAUCAUCAUCGGCAUCAUCGCUGCCAUCGUAUACUUCGUGUUCCAACCCAAGAUUCCAAAAUACUCAGUCGACAGCUUGCAAAUAACCCAAUUCAGCCUCAAUGGCGUGAGUUUAUACGCCACGUUCAACGUCAACAUCACCGCCACCAACCCAAACAAGAAGAUCGGAGUAUACUACGAAAACGGUAGCAAAAUAACCGUGCUUUACACCGGGACCGAGCUCUGUCAGGGGUCGUUGCCGGUGUUUUAUCAGGGUCACCGGAACACGACAGUGAUGGACGUGGCGCUGACGGGGCAGACACAGAAUGCCACGGUGAUGCUGCAGUCACUGCAGGCGGACCAGCAGGCCGGGCUAGGGAUUCCGCUGGAUUUGAGGGUGAGAGUUCCGGUGAGGAUCAAGCUUGGGUCGUUGAAGCUCAUGAAAUGGAAGUUCUUGGGUAGGUGUAAUCUUGUGGUGGAUAGCUUGGUUACUAAUAAUGUUGUUAGUAUUAAGAGUAGUAGUUGUAAGUUUAAGAUUAGACUUUGAUUUUUUAUUUUUUUUUCCCCUUUUAUUAUCAAUUCUUUGGACAGAAUCUGAUCACCAAACGAUUGUGUUUGAUUCGCUAAUCAGAUUCUGUGUACUUAGAAUUUUAUUUAUUUAUUUAGAGAUAUGCUUGUCUUUAAUUAAAUUGGACUUCUAAUAUAUGAUUUUUAUGAGAAUAUUAGUGGGACUUAUUGACCCUCUCAUGAAAAUUAAAUUUAGACGUUUAAUUCAAUCGGAGAGAAGCCGGAUUCUUCAUUUAUGUCUAGCCAUUAUUACUAUUUACAUUAGUAUUAUUAUUGUUAUUAAUAUACAGUUUUCUGUAUUUUAUUUACUUACUGAAUAAAACAAUUGGAGGAUCAUAGUUGAUUUUUUUCCCUCCAUUUUAUUAUUUGAUAUACAUGAAUAAACAAUUGGCUACAUUUGUAGCCCCCGUCUUCAAUU
This is a messenger RNA of Camellia sinensis, 1311 nucleotides long. RefSeq names its product NDR1/HIN1-like protein 6. Gene Ontology annotation, cellular component: plasma membrane. Gene Ontology annotation, biological process: defense response to other organism. The record is from RefSeq and is a predicted model, not a curated record. Lineage: Eukaryota; Viridiplantae; Streptophyta; Magnoliopsida; Ericales; Theaceae.